Messenger RNA from Vitrella brassicaformis, 2454 nucleotides. NCBI's taxonomy places the organism in Eukaryota, Vitrellaceae. The record is from the annotation of a GenBank genome assembly.
CAGCCUUCAGCUUCACGGCCAGCACUCACGAUCACGCACACAUCGCAAGGGAGGGAAACACAGUAGCAGACUCAUUCAUUCGCGACUGAGUCCAAGCAAAGGCAUGGGAUAAGUCGCUGGCUGCAUGAAUGGACUAGGUCCUUCCGUCAAAACUGCAACAGACAACCACGUGUGGAUUGACGUGUCUGCCUGUCCAUCCAUGUGUGUGAACGGUCCACAUGAAAGCCUGUACAACCAUUUGUCCAUGAAAUGCGUGAACGUGUACGAAUUUCACCGAAUGAAAGAGAUCGAAGAAGCCCUUAGACCAUGAGACUGGCACGUAGGUCAGGAUAACAUGUUCACGGCAUUAUUUAAUGCCUCAUGUGAGAAAGUGAGAGAGAGCGGGAGAGACGCGCAGGGGGUACAAAUACCAAAUGUAUGCAUACGUACGCAGACCAGCUCAGACCACGUCAUGUGUUUGGUCGUGUCUGGUGCGUGGCUAAGAAUGUGCGAAAAACAGGCUCUCUAGGCUCACAGGCUCGUGGAAAAUUCAUACUCAGUACAUAAAAACACCCACAUCCAUUGGCUUACGAAAGCAUUCCAUCUGGGCAAAAUAGAUAGGUACCAAUUAUAGACAGCCUCGUAUUCACGCUCCUUAAUCCCUAGUAGCUCAUGACAGGAAGGAGAGGCACACACACACACACAAAUUUCAUACACAGGUACGUACGAAGGUAGGAAGGCAGAGGCAGCAUUCUUCAUCGAAGCGACACAUUCAUGUAGGGAUCGCCCCCCCAUAAUUCUGCCUGCUGUCUGGCCCUGCGAAUCGUGUCACAGCCGCCCUUGUGUCAUCGCCGAGGACGAAUGAUCCCUCCAGCUUAACAACGUCGUCAGCCGCCUCAAACAGACUGAACCCUGGGCCAUUCGUCUGCCGAUUUAUUUGUACACAGCGAAAGCAUCACAUAAGCAGCGUAGACAAAUGAAUGCAAAGAGCGCUGUAUCUAUGUAAUCUUCGUCGACCGACUCGCCCACCUACCAGGAUUGUUGCCACUGCGUCCACGGGGCCAUCCCGCAACUCGUCGACGAGUUCAGAGAUGGGAAUCUCGACCAGUGUAAUGUCGAGUCCCUGGUAAAGGGGAGCGGGUAAAGGGGAGACAAGAAGGGCUGUCUGUCUGAUGGGCGAUUGUUACCAGCUCCUGCGUGACCGCGACGAAGUCGUCGAUGAAAAAACACCCAGGGCACACGCCAAUACUCUUGCUGCAGCCACAACGACACAAUCCAGCCAAGCAUUACAUUGCGCCCUCACUCUCCCCACCCACCCGUCUAGAGAAGAGGGGUCCUCCGUCAGGUCAACUGUCACCAACUCAGAGUCUUCCUCUACGCACACACCGACCUCGUUAACGAAGCUGCACACACAUACACGGACCGACUCUUUCAGUGAGCUGACCGACUCAUUCAGUGAGCGUCCGUGUAUACUUGACGAUGGCGCAGCUCGUAUAGUCUACCGACUGCGAACGUUCCUCAGUGACCUGAUGAGAGAGAAUAAGUCGACGAGAAUAGGUCGACGAUCAUGUGCUUCUCUGACUGACGUACAGAGAAGAAGGUAAUGGCAUCAACAACCUCGUCAUUCAAAGCCUCUCUAAACUGGAGGAAGAAAUCUUCUGUGUUGUCAAUGAUCGUGUAGUUGGCCUUGAUGUCUACGCCAUACUCCUGACGGCAAAACAAGCGAGGACCACCAGAGAUGAAUGAGGUAACUUGGACGAUAUACUUAAAGCGUCGUAUGCUGCAUGUACCCUUGAAAGCUCGGGGAGAAUCAGCUCAUUGAGCAACAUAGUAAGCACCUACACUCCCCGGCUCGGUGGGAUCGCUAAUGAUUGACAGGCCAAUCUCGAGAAUGCCUUCGUCCAGCACCUGCAAGACGCGGAGCCCUCGCAUUGAGUCGUUCUGUGCGGUCUCCUCCCUACCUUCUCAAAGGUGCCCUCGGCGUCUUCUUUGGCAGGGUAGGAAGCUUCGCAGUCGGGGAAAUCAGAGGAGGCCAAAGGGAAGGUAGCAUUCAACAGAUCUAAAUGAUCGUUAGACUCACCGACCUGAAGCAGACAAUGAGAAAUGUGUUUCGGUUAUGGAUGUGGACCACCUACGUACGUUCUUGAUGGCAGUGCUGAGAGCUGCGUUAAGCUAGACGUCUCCAUCGUCACCCGUCACGUAGGGGUUUGCUGGCUCCUUGAUGCCCGUCAGGAACUCCUUGAUGCCCGUCAGGAGCUCCUCUAGGUCUGCCUUGCUGACCUCCAGCUGCUUCUCACCCGGCUCCCCGGGGGCAGCUGCCGCCAACCACAACGAAAGAAGGAGGGCGCCGAGGAGAGAAAAUACUGAGGGGCGUGACAUAGGGUUCCUGUCCAGAGCAGUUUCGAGUACCUCACGUUCUUGCGCUGCCGCAUGCGCCGUUGGGAUGGCCAGGUUUGCGAUGCCAGCCAAAUUGAC